This is a messenger RNA of Spizellomyces punctatus DAOM BR117, 1079 nucleotides long. RefSeq lists its product as hypothetical. Bases 273 to 770 code for a protein of 165 amino acids. The transcript has 7 exons. The record is from RefSeq and is a predicted model, not a curated record. Lineage: Eukaryota; Fungi; Chytridiomycota; Chytridiomycetes; Spizellomycetales; Spizellomycetaceae. Gene Ontology annotation, cellular component: zeta DNA polymerase complex.
UGAGGUUUCGUUUGGAGAUUUCUUUCAUUUUCGUUUUGAAUUCUUGGAGCGAUGCCGCCUGUAACCGCUCCAACGCUCAACUAUCAUGAAUUGGUCGGUACGUUCUGCAAGCAUGGUUUACUAGCAGUUCAUGCAAUUCCUAACAAGACGAACACUACCCAGACACCCUUCUCGAGUUCCUCGAAGUUGCCAUACACUACGUGCUAUACGUGAGAGAGAUCUAUCCCGCCGAUAUCUUUGAACCACGACGGAAAUAUAAUGUUCCCGUUCGAAUGUCACGGCAUCCCGUUCUGAAUGGGUAUAUACGGGACGUUCUGGCUGGGAUCAAACCGGACCUGCAAAAGGGAGUCGUUUCAAAAGUGUAUCUAGCGAUACAUGAUCCAGCACGGAACGUUGUCGAAAAGUUCACGUUUCAGAUACGGUCCUUGAUGGAGGGCAUUGAGGAGGGUGUAAGGAAACACGCCCAAACCACGAUCAAUACAUCCGAUGUGGAAGCAUACUUGCGCUCGUUUCUGCUCAAGAUUGCCGUUUGCGAUUCAAUGUUGAAUCCCAAUCCUCCAGAUUGCUCGUUUGUAUUAUUGGUAGAACUGGCAGGGGACCAUCCAACUCCGACCAGCGUAUCGACAGGAGCUCCUUGGGUGCCUAGUGAACCCACGGAUGUAGAAGUCACAUCACCCUCCCUUAUCCCUCUGAAAACUAUGGAUGCUGGGUUGCUCAAGAUGCAGCUAUACGUCGAGGAAAGCGAUGCGAAGCAAUCUUCAACGGGAUGAGAGUGGAAUCUGAGUGUUUCCUUCAAACUUGUUUGCGGAAUGCGUGUAGGCUUCCAGAUGGCUUAUUGCCUUGACGGUCAUCAUACGCGCAGAACAGCAAAAGCAUUCUGUUGUCGCUAUUCAGCUGGAAAUCCAUAAGUUCCUCUCCACUCACUCACUCGUGAUUGAUUUCGUCGCAGCCCUCGUGGUAUCUGGUUAAGCUUUUGAGUGUGCAUAGAAGUGUGAAUAUAGUGACUGCCCGAGUAGAGUACUUUUUAGUUGGUUAGGGUGUAAUUCUCUAAUAGAUACCAACUAUGUGGCGGGGAAUGA